This is a messenger RNA of Elaeis guineensis (African oil palm), 1099 nucleotides long. NCBI's taxonomy places the organism in Eukaryota, Viridiplantae, Streptophyta, Magnoliopsida, Arecales, Arecaceae. The record is from RefSeq and is a predicted model, not a curated record.
UUUUUCGAAGUCCUCCGAGUGAAUCAGAUUUCGUUCCGGUUUUCCACUUUUGUUGGGGGAUGCGGGAAGCCGGGGCACGUGGCUAAGCUACUAACAGGUUCGGAUCGCAGUUCCCACGCGGGUUCGUAUAGAACCCGAUGCACUGCCCACGCGGGUCAGAAAACCCUAGCAGAACCCUAGCUCCCAUCUUCCCGCCCAUUCUCGUGAGAAUUCCCAGCACGGCAUUUAUCAUUGUUAAGCAUGUGAAACAGCAAGCGAUUGGUAUUUCGGAUUGCCUGAUGAAGAUGAUUCCAAUAAUUUGAGCUCCUGCUCCUAGAGUGUGUACAGAAUAAAAUUGUUGUCAAGGAUGGUGAUGAGUUGCACAAGAUUGCUGAGGCGCAUCAGCAUCACAAAUGAGGCAGCUCAGGUGAUGGGCAUCAGAGGGUAUGCAGUAGCUGGUGGCAAGACAAAGAAGGGCUCAAAGGGUGGUGGUAGUGGUGAUACUCCCACAGCUUCUGUGCUAACUAAAGAGCUGAAGAGCACCACGGUGUUUGGAGCCAAUAUUCUAAAGGAUGGAGCUGAUCCCAAGAUAAUGCCGGACUCUGACUACCCUGACUGGCUAUGGCACUUGCUGGACAAGCGUCCUCCAUUGAGUGAACUGAGGAGAAAGGACACAGAAACUCUUUCUUUUGAUGACCUGAAACGUUUUGUUAAACUCGAUAACCGGGCAAGGAUUAAAGAAAAUAAUGCUCUCAGGGCCAAGAAUUAAUUAUAGAGGCGCGGACACUUUUUCUUUCAUACUUUAUAUCUGAUGAACUUCCAUAUUUCCAUUUUGAGUUUUGAGGCCCUUAAAAUUCUCAAACAAUGAAAGUUUAUCUCCACUGUCUUGUAAAAGAAUCUUGCGAAUUUUGAGGUGGGGUGGGGUGGGGAGUGGCGGGCGGUGGUCAUUAUGUUAACAGAUUGUGAUGAAGCUCAUUGCACUUACAGCAAGGUGUGGAGUCCUCCUAAGCUUUCAAAAGUCUGCAUGUCAGUAUGUCUAGAAUGGGUGCUGAACUGUCCAACGUCUGCAAAUAACUAGAUGAAUGUUAAUAUGAAAUCAUCAAUAUUAGUUUUAUUACCA